Molecule: messenger RNA, 1620 nt
Organism: Myripristis murdjan (pinecone soldierfish)
Lineage: Eukaryota; Metazoa; Chordata; Actinopteri; Holocentriformes; Holocentridae
Gene: sla1a
Product: Src like adaptor 1a
Exons: 7
Coding region: 286-1125 (279 amino acids)
Molecular function (GO): protein binding
Source: RefSeq, a predicted model, not a curated record
GCAGUAUGUGAAAUGAAUGCCAUUAAUCAUCACGAUUGUUUGUCAUUACUUUGAACUAGGGGCUGGAAUGGAAAAUUGAGUGUGAUUGCAUCUAGCCUCAGCUUCCCCAUUCUACAACGGGUGUCUUAGUUGAGAUAGCACAUAGGAAUAGGAAGUUACAAAGGCAGCGCUAUAGGGGCAGAGAGAAUAGAGUGGGGAAAGGGCUGUAAAGACACAGAGUAGUUGAAAUUAGGAAGCAUGUCGUAGAUAAGACUUGAGGACUACGGCUAUAUCUCUGUUUUCAGGAUGGGAAAUAUGAUGAGAGGCGUGAGUGCCAAGGACAGCGCCAACAAUGACAACUGUGACAGCACAGAAAAGGGUUCAGACGAUGAAACGCUGGUGUUGAUCCAGGACUACCCAUCGUCUGACAUCAGUGAGCCGAUCUUCAGGAUCGGGGAGAAGCUCAGGGUCAUCUCAGAAGAGGGUUACUGGUGGAGAGUCCGCUCUGUCCAAACGGGGAAGGAGAACUACAUUCCCAACAGUCAUGUUGCAAAAGUGUACCAUGGCUGGCUGUUUGAAGGUGUGGAGAGGCAGAAGGCUGAGGAGCUGCUGCGUCUACCUGGGAACCGAGUUGGCUCCUUCAUGGUGCGGGAGAGCACCAAGGAGCGAGGUUUGUAUUCACUCUCAGUGAAGCACAGAAGCAUAAAGCACUAUCGCAUCUUCAGACUGGACAACAGCUGGUACUAUAUCUCCCCUCGACUCACUUUCCAGUGCCUUGAAGAUAUGAUCAACCACUACUCCGACUCUGCAGAUGGCCUGUGUUGUGUCCUGACGUCCCCUUGUUUGUCUGGCAAGGGCCCCUCAUCAGAUGCAAGUCCUCAGCCUCCGCCUGUAGUCAUGCGCCGAAACUUUGACUGGAACAAAGUAGACAGGCAUGAGCUCAUCAGCAGUGGAAGCCUCGGUGGCACUGAAAACACAGACAGCAUGGUGAGCUACGGAGUGAGAAACAGCCUUGCCGCCUACCUGUCUUUUACUGGGAAUCAGGAUCUCGCACAGCAGAAGGGUGGCAGGAAGAAGAAGAGCAGAUCUGUUUACGUUGUCCCACAGACUAACCUUGAAAGUCUUGACUAUGAGGAGGAAUUCUAAAGACAGCAGUGGUGUUUAAGGAAGUUAGCUUCAAGGGACAUGAACUCUAUAUGACAGCUCCCCAUUCAAACAGUGAUGGGGACAGGGGGCAUCCUUGUCUGUAGCCCACUGUAUUCCCAGUGUUGGGAUUGGGCAGUGUUGAUUUUAUGUUAAGCAUUCAAAACAAUCAGGUGUAUAGGUAUACCUGCUGAUUAAGCACUUUGAACUCUAAGGAAAGGACAAACAUAUUUGAGUCUAGCAUAUGGCACAUUUACACUCAAGCUGUGUGUGAACUGAAAUAUGGAGAUGGAGCUGGACUACAGUGCAAUUGAACUGUGAUGUGUCUUCUGUAAAUCAGUUGUAGGUCAAACAGCUUGGCAUUAUGAUGGGUAACAUGAGAUCAUGUGUAUGAUUUAUGUGAAUUUGUACAUGAGAAUGUAUUGCUUUCAAACUAUUUCCCUCUAUAUUUAACACCUGCUAAGUAAAGCAUAUUAUAAUUAAAUUUUUGUGCUGUGA